AUGUCUGAUCAGCUGAGAUCCCUUGUCGACCAUCCAGUAUUUGUCUACCUGACAGAUGGACGCACACUUGUCGGACAACUGAUGGGAUAUGAUCAAGCAGCAAAUGUCAUUCUGGGCAAGACACACGAGAGGAUAUUCUCGUCAACGGAAGCCAUGAAAACAGUGCCCAUCGGCGUAUAUGUCAUCCGCGGCGAGACCAUAGCACUGAUUGGCGAGCUGGAUGAAGAACUGGACGAACAGGCAGACUAUGACAAUAUGAUGGUGGAGCCGUUAGAUCCAGUAGCUCUCUGA
Molecule: messenger RNA, 291 nt
Organism: Linnemannia hyalina
Lineage: Eukaryota; Fungi; Mortierellomycota; Mortierellomycetes; Mortierellales; Mortierellaceae
Source: the annotation of a GenBank genome assembly